Eutrema salsugineum is the source of this 1166-nucleotide messenger RNA. RefSeq lists its product as uncharacterized. Gene Ontology annotation, biological process: protein modification process. The record is from RefSeq and is a predicted model, not a curated record. The transcript is spliced from 4 exons. NCBI's taxonomy places the organism in Eukaryota, Viridiplantae, Streptophyta, Magnoliopsida, Brassicales, Brassicaceae. Bases 94 to 897 code for a protein of 267 amino acids. Gene Ontology annotation, cellular component: mitochondrion.
ACCUCUCUCGAUCUUUGUACUUCUUCUCUAUAAUCCUCGCAAGAUUGGAGCUUAAUUGCCGAGAAAUUUAGGGUUUUCUCGAAAGGGUAAAGGAUGAGUGUAAAUAGAAUCAAGGAUUUAGGGCUUCCAUUAAUUAAUCUCGUUAAGCUUAGAGGAACACCGAUUUUGCAGCAAUUGCUUCUAGAAGAAAGGCUUCUUAGAUCUUCUUCUGAAAAUUGGUGUAUCAUUAACGAUGGAACCAACUCACCUAACAUUGUCAUGGGUAUGUCUGGGAAGCCAUGUGAACUUGUUGAGCUUGAACCUGUUAUAAGAGAUCAGAUUCCGGUUAUUAAGCGGUUCUCUGGAGGAGGAACUGUGAUUGUUGAUAAAAACACUCUCUUUGUGAGUUUGAUUUGCAAUAGAGAUGAUGUUCCACAUGUUCAGCCUUAUCCACGUUCUGUGAUGGCUUGGAGCGGUUCGUUGUAUAGUGAUGUGUUUAACGGGAUUGGCGAUUUUCAGCUUCGUGAAAACGAUUAUGUUUUUGGUGAUCGUAAAUUUGGUGGAAAUGCUCAGUCGAUAACGAGGAAUAGAUGGAUUCAUCAUACGUCGUUUCUAUGGGACUAUAGUGAGAGUAACAUGGCUUACCUUAAGCUGCCUUCAAGAGUGCCUAAGUACCGGCUUGAAAGAGAUCACACAGAUUUCAUAUGUAGAAUGAAGGAUUAUAUUGAAAGAUCGGUUUUUAUAGAGAAGACCAUAGAGGCGGUGAGAACAAGAUUCACGUUGAAGGAACUUAACUUGGAUGAGAUCGAUGAUUCUUGUAGAGAGCACUUAGAAAACACUAGACUCCUCACAAUGGAUGAGCUUAAAGAAGCAGUGGCAAACACAACUCGGAGUGAGAGUAUUGCUCAAGCUGUUUAAGUCUUUAUACUUAAAGAUUCAGUUUCUAGAGUGGAGCUCAGAGAAUUCUUGCAAUAAACGUGUGCUGGUAAUUUAAUCUUCUGAAACCGAAAAUUCGAAAAAAUAGAGGAACAAAUUCUUGAUUUUCUUGUACAAAUGCAACCUUGUUGUGUUAAAUGCUUCAGAGAUUAAGGUUACAAUAAUGAAGAUUCUUAAUUGAGUUUCUUCUUUUGUUUUCCUUUAAGAAGCUCCUACUCCGAGAAAAUCAAUAAACCUUGGGGGUUUAGUAA